Molecule: messenger RNA, 1984 nt
Organism: Coniophora puteana RWD-64-598 SS2
Lineage: Eukaryota; Fungi; Basidiomycota; Agaricomycetes; Boletales; Coniophoraceae
Exons: 9
Coding region: 275-1918 (547 amino acids)
Molecular function (GO): FAD binding
Source: RefSeq, a predicted model, not a curated record
GGCAUCGGACCCGCAGCUACAUGCAAGGAUCUGCUGCGACGAUGCUGCGAUCAAAUUGUGAAUGACGGCGGUCGAUGCCGUCCAUCCUGCGUGUCUGUUCUUUACGUCAUCUUCCUGACAUCGUGCAUGUCUGCGUCUACGUCCCACACCUCACGGCAGAACAAGCGGGGUCGCUGGUAACGACGAAAGAGAGCCGCAGGAGAGUAUAAGUGUACGGAGCUCAGCAGGCGACGAUGCUACAACAACAAUCACAGAUCGCUUUCUCUUCAUCGAAAUGGCUCCUCAGACUCUUCCAGUUCUCAUCGUUGGCGCAGGCCCCACGGGCGUUAUCUCUGCCUUAUCCUUGCUUCGCAAUGGCAUCCCUGUGCGGAUCAUUGAGAAGGAUCCCCACCCGCGACUUGGUCAGCGUGGGUCAGGCAUCAUGCCCCGCACACUCGAAAUCUUUGAUUAUCUCGGUGUCCCAGAGAUCGCGAAGCAGGCGUACCCAGUGUCUCUGAUCCGUAACUUCGAGCCGGGCACUACCAAAGUCAAAUCGACCUUCUCCAUGCUCCCAAACAUACCAAAGACGCCAGGCAUCCCAUACGACGUCGGAAAGAUGCUUGGGCAGCAGACGCUAGAACGUCUGAUUCGCAAGCACAUCGAAGAGUAUGGUGUCCACAUUGAGCUCGGGACGGAGCUUCGCACCAUCGAGCAGCACGAGGACCGUGUGGUUGCGCACGUCAUCAGGCGUGAUGGUGACAAGGAGGUCGAGGACACCAUCGAGGCGGCCUACCUGAUUGGCGCAGAUGGAGCGAAGGGAGCCGUGCGCAAGCAGCUCGGACUUACGUUCCUCGGCGAGACCUACGACAAUAUCCGCCUACUAAUCGCAGAUGUGAAGGUUGAGUGCUCCUUGCUGAGCCCGGAGUACAUGCAAAUGUUUGGAACUUUCAAUGAGGGGGUUGCAUUCCGACCGACCCCAGAUGUUGCUGAAGACGCGUUUCAAGCCAUGAUCUCUGGCGAGGGCAUCGAUUUUGCUGCCCUUGCCAACGACAAAGAUGCACUGGAGGCUCAUGUCCUCAAGUACGCUCCCGCCGAUACUAAGAUUAAAGAAGUGCUUUGGGCUUCAGAAUGGAGGGCCAACGUUCGCAUGGCGGACACGUUCAACAAAGGUCGAUGCUUCGUAGCUGGAGAUGCCGCGCACGUUCACACUCCAGCUGGUGGCCAGGGACUAAACUCUAGCAUUCAAGACGCUUUCAACCUCUCGUGGAAGAUUGCCCUCGUCUACAAGUCCCUUGCUCCUCCCUCCCUGCUCGAGACCUACACCGGUGAACGCCUACCCGUCAUCGCAGACAUGCUCAACAUGACUACGAAACUCAUGGAGCGCCAGCGGACAAUCGCCGUCCCGGCUAAGGCAUGGGAGCGCGGCCCGCAUGUGUACAUGCUCUACGUCAACUACCGCACGAGCGACAUCGUGCUCGAGGAGAUCAAGACGGGCAUCGAGCCGAUCGACACAUACGGCACAAUCCGGGACGGUAACGUCGUCGCUGGCGACCGCGCGCCUGACGCCCCGGGUGUAGAGGUGCUCGGCCCCACAGGCGAGGGCAAGACGCGGCUGAUGGAGGUGUUCACGCCUACGGCACACACCGUGCUCGUGUUUUCACCUAGUGUGGACGCUGCGCGGCCCCUGUUGGAUGGACUCGCCAUCUUUGAUACGAACGUCGUCCGGUCGGCCGUCAUUCUUCCGUCUGGCAUCUCCGCCGCUUCCGGCGGACUACGGACGAGCACCAUUAUCGCCGACAAGGACGGCCACGCUUACAAUGAGUAUCAAGUGGAGAAGGGCGAAUCACGGGUUGUGGUGAUUCGCCCUGAUGGUGUUAUCGGCGCGACUGUUGGGGAUGCGGAUGGGGUGAAGCGGUACUUCAAGAAGAUAUUCGUGUAGUGCCACACUACUCAUAUAGUUGAGGUUAUGCAGAGAUCGUAAGAUAUGGAAAAUGUUAUACAUGCG